AUGGAUACCAACAAGCUAGCAGCAUCAGACCAUGCUGGCAGUUCCCACUCUUCUCUGCAGCCGACUACUAUUGGCAUCUCUCUCGAGCUUUUAUACCAGGAGUUGAUCUCUUGGCAAAUACGAGAGAUGCCAACACUGUCGCUUGGCAGCAGAGCCACAUGCGAUGCGGAUGAAUAUCAGGAGGUCUUUAGAGAUCAAGUCCCUUCAGAGCCAGCGGCUGCCUCAAAAUCCAUCAUUGGCUUGGAUGCCAGAUUCCCUGGCGAUGGAGAUAGUGCCGAGAGGUUCUACGAAUUUUUGCUGGCCGGCCGCUCUGCGCGCAGCGAGGUACCCCCGGAGAGGUACAAUGCCGACGCCUUCUGGCAUCCGGAUGGCAACAGAAGCGGCGCUACAAGGACUCGAGCCGCACACUUCCUCAAGGGAAGCAUAUCUGCAUUUGAUGCGCCGCUCUUCUCUAUUACGCCCACGGAAGCAGCCGCAAUGGAUCCCCAGCAACGGGGAAUACUCGAGAACGUGUACAGAGCACUUGAGAAUGCUGGCGUGCCUCUUGAGAAGGCUGCCGGAAGCCAAACAGGAGUCUUUAUUGGAUGCAUGUACUCCGACUACGACCGUAUGACAGUCAAAGACCUCGAGAGACCUACAACAUAUGCAGCCUUGGGAACCGUUUACAGCAUGCUUAGCAACAGGGUAUCCUGGUGCUUCGACUUUCGCGGGCCGAGCAUUACUGUAGACACUGCUUGCUCGAGUAGUCUGGUGGCUUUGCACCAGGCAUGUAACUCUUUGAAGCUACAUGAGUCUUCUAUGGCUGUGGUUGGGGGCUGCAACCUUAUCAUCUCCCCCGAGUUUGCAUUGCUACUUGACGCGGCUGGUGUUCUUGGCCCUGAUGGAAAGUCCUACAGCUUUGACCAUCGUGGAAAUGGUUACUCGCGCGGAGAGGGCUUUGGAGUUGUCGUUCUCAAGCGACUGUCAGAUGCCCUUCGCGAUGGGGAUGUCAUCAGGGCCGUCAUCCGCAACUCGGGGACCAAUUCGGAUGGAAGAUCUCCAGGCAUCACCCAACCAACCAAGGCAGCCCAGGCAGCUUUGAUCAAGCAGGUUUACGCAAACGCAGGACUCGACCCAUCGGUUACACGCUUCUUUGAGGCGCACGGAACGGGCACGGCAGUUGGCGAUCCCAUAGAGGCGAGCGCAAUUGCCGAAAUCUUUGCAACCCACCGCUCUCCAAAGUCUCCAUUGUGGGUGGGCGCACUAAAAAGUAACAUAGGACAUCUUGAAGGCGCCGCAGGUGUCGCCGCCGUGAUCAAGGGUGUUCUCACCCUCGAGAACGGUGUCAUCCCUGCAAACACCUGGUUCGAACGCAAGAACCCCAAGAUAUUGGAUUCAUGGCAUCUCCAAUUCCCAACAGAGCCCGUCGUCUGGCCGCAGCCUGGCCUUCGGCGCAUGUCCAUCAAUUCAUUUGGUGUGGGAGGAUCCAAUGCUCACGUUGUCAUGGACGAUGCCUUGCACUUUUUGCAGGCGUACAGUCUAGUUGGAAACCACCGUACAGUCACACUUCCAAGACUACCUGGGAGUUCGAAUACUCGCCGUAUCGUCUCUCAGGGGGACUCUGGUGUCGAAUUCACGGAUUCGGACUCAGAGAUUAAGACUCCAGAUGGUACACACUCACCAGCCUCGACUGCCGCGCCUUCAAAAGACACAAAUUUUGAUUCUAGCUGCAGGAAUACAGACACGCCACAGAUAACGGACAACACUCAACAGCCUAAGCCAUUGGUCAUAGCCUGCCCUGAGGUCUUAUCCAAAAGACUUUCGCGUCUGACUAUGGUCGAUGAAGAGCAGCAGCAGCAGUCACAGCUUUUCGUCUUUUCAUCAUCUGAUAAAGAUGGCGUCUCGCGUGUCAUGAACCAACUAGCCGAUUAUUUGGCCAAAAAGACCAAACAAUAUAAGUCAAAGACGCGGGAUCACCCCGGCUUUCUCCGGGAUUUAAGUUAUACUCUGGCUUGCAAAAGGACUCGUCACGCUUGGAGAUCUUUUGUUGUCGCCAAAACUCAAUCAUCGCUGUCCACCAUGCUUCAAGAGAAGCCGUUGGCAACAAGGGCCGCCAGUGAACCGCAGCUGGCUUUCGUCUUUACUGGACAAGGAGCGCAGUGGCCCGCCAUGGGAAUAAGCUUAAUGAUAUAUCCUGCUUUUAGAGAGAGCUUGUAUCAGGCAGAAGAAUAUAUGACGCAGACACUGAGGUGUUCCUGGUCACUCACUUACGAACUAUGCAAAGAGUCAGGGGCAUCGCGUAUCAAUGACGCAGAGUUUAGCCAGCCAAUUUGCACUGCACUCCAAAUGGCCCUUGUUGACUUACUGCGAACAUGGAAAGUCAAGCCACAUGCUGUCGUGGGCCACUCCUCAGGGGAGAUUGCAGCGGCCUAUGCUGCUGGGCAGCUUUCACGGCAGUCAGCAUGGCGCAUCGCAUACUAUCGUGGCAAGCUAUCAACUAAGCUAAUCCGAUCCCUGAAACCCCUUGAUAAAUCACAAAGCACGCAUAUGCAGAAGACAGGCAUGGUUGCGGUUGGCCUUAAUAGGGAUCAAACACUUGCAGCCAUCAACAGAAUUGACAGCCUCAUGAGUGAAGGGUCACUAGAGAUUGCAUGCAUGAACAGCCAGGAAAGUCACACUCUAAGCGGUGAUAUGGCAAAGCUAGACGCUCUCGUUGAGUUGUUGAAGAGCGAAAAGGUAUUUGCGAGGAAGUUGGCUGUUGAAAUUGGUUACCACUCCAAACAUAUGCUCCCAAUAAGAGAUGAGUAUGUUCAACUCAUCGGUGACAUUGGAAGCGAUUUGCAGCCCAGUCAGGGAAUUGGUCUGCCCCGAUACUUUUCCUCGCUGGAAGGGACUGAAGUCCCUCUAGAUCGUCUGAGGAUCGCAGACUACUGGGCGAAUAACCUAAUCUCCCCAGUGAGGUUCCACGAAGCGGUUAAGCUCAUGCUACACGCUGAUCUUGGCUCCGGUAGCCAAGGAGAAUCCUCAACACUAGACAAGAAGACCGUCACUGACCUGUUGGAGAUCGGCCCGCAUGCGGCUUUGAGAGGACCUCUGCGAAGCAUAAUUCAGCAAGUGCACCAGACUGCAGAGGGGAAGAUAGGCUACGCCACGGUCCUCAAGCGUGGCGAUGCUGCUAUAGAGAGCGCAAUUGAGGCAGCGGGCUCUCUCUUCUGUCGUGGUUUUGAUUUGGAUCUUGCAGCCGUCAACCAGCACCACGUCGCAUCAUCUCGACAAAUCAUACCCCAAAAUGGAGGCAAUAGUGUUUUGAUGUUGACCGACCUUCCGGGCUACCCAUUCAACCACAAAAAGGAGUACUGGGCCGAGUCAAGACUGAGCCGCAACUACCGGUUCAGAUCAGCCCCACGGCACGAGCUCCUAGGUGCUCCUGUGCCAGACUGGGAUAGGAAUGAUGCCGUGUGGCGCAACUAUAUCCGAGUGAGUGAAAACCCGUGGGUGGAAGACCACAAGGUCUCUAGAGAAAUACUCUAUCCCGCCGCAGGGAUGCUCGUGAUGGCGAUAGAGGCCAGUCGCCAGCUCGCGGACAAGGACAAGCAGGUAUCUGGCUUCAGAUUCAAGGAUGUUUCUUUCCACCUGGCUCUAAUCAUCCCCACGGAUGAUUUAGGGGUCGAGACUCGCUUCAGACUGAGGUAUUUGUCUGAAGGCAAGUUGGCGGGGUGGAGCGAGUUCCAGCUGUGCACCAGUGAAAAUGAUGAUUGGAAGGAGCACUGCCGUGGCUUCGUGUGGACAGAAUAUGCUCAGACUGGGUCAAGUGCCAACGUCGAACCAUCACUGCUGGUGCGUCGCCAGUGUGAGGAGGAAAUUGAACAGGCCAAAAAGACCUGUAGAUCCAGAGUUUACGCCGACAAGGUGUAUCGCAAGCUGGCUAAUAUCGGACUUGACUUUGGCACAACUUUUCGCACUCUCAAAGAUGUCAAGUUUGAUGGGACCUCGCGGAUUCUAGCACGAGCAGAAUCGCAGGUUUCCCACAUCAAGAAGUCGAUGCCGAGAGAAUACCUCCACCCGCAUCUGGUGCACCCAAGCAUGUUGGAUGCAGUGUUACAAGCCAAUUUAAUACCCCUUGUCUUGGGUUCGGCCUCGACAGACUCUCUAGUCCCAGUCUUCGCCAGCGACCUUUGGGUCUCUGCAGCGACGAAAGAGGGGGUUGAUUUCCACAAUUCGGCAUAUUUGAUAUCUUCACAUGCAAAAUUGACGCCCGGCACUGCAGAUGCGGAGGCGUCCUUCUUCGGUAUCCACGCCGAUACCGGCGAACCCCUGGUAACAUCGAGCGGGUUGGCCUUCAAGGCAAUCCCCAAUAAUGCGUCUUCUGGCCAAAGGGAUCAUCAUCGCCCUGCGCUGAACCUUGAUUGGAAGCCAGACCCAAACUACCUAACAGAGGAGGAUGCACUUCGGACGUUUGGAGCCACUGCCAUAGCGCAGUCAAGCAAUGAAGUGUCUGGCGAUGAAUCGGAUUGCGAGGCCCUUUGCCUUUUAUACAUCCGCAGGUUUCUAGCCUUGCUUGAAGAUACAGUGGUGAAGAAAUUGGACUGGCAUCAUUUGCGCUACGUCUCAUGGAUGAGGCAUGUACUGCAGACCACUGCGGUAGUGCCACCCACUGACGACAUAUCAGCUAUGGAGGCCAGGGUUGCGGCCACGGGGACUCCCGAGGGGAAGUUGAUAAUGGCAGUGGGACGGAACCUUGCAAAUAUGCUCGUCACAGGGGACGUUGACCCGCUCGAUGUUAUAUUUGGCGACAAGGUCGCAGAGAAUGUUUACCGCGAAGGGUUGGGGUCGCGGAGAUGCUAUGCGCAAAUGUGUGCCUACCUUGACGCGCUUGCACACGUUAACCCGUCUAUGAAUAUUCUAGAGGUCGGCGGAGGAACUGGCGGCGCCACAGGAUCCAUCAUGGAGACGCUGAUGGCCAACGGUGCCCGUCGGUUCGACCACUACGACUUUACCGACAUUUCACCCAGCUUCUUUGAGCAUGCCAAGGAGACUUUCAAAGAUGCGGCUGACCACAUGAGCUUCCGCGUCCUCAACAUUGAAAAGGAGCCAACGGACCAGGGGUACGAGCACCAAAGCUACGACCUCGUCCUCGCAGCAAACGUACUCCAUGCCACCAAAAGCAUGGAUAGGACGCUGGCGCACGUCAGGAAGCUUCUAAAGCCCGGCGGCAAGCUCAUCGUCUUUGAACUGACGAACCCAGCCGUCCUGCUCGGUGGCUUCUGCUUCGGUGUGCUGCCUGGCUGGUGGUUGUCCGAGGAGGCAGAUCGCGAGUGGGGCCCGCUCAUGGUCGUCGACACCUGGAGAGCCUACCUCGAGCGCGCGGGCUUCAGUGGUGUCGAUGCCGUGUUUCAUGAUUUCCAUGACGCCGCGCACCAGACCAGCUCGAUUUUGGUGUCGACUGCCCUGCCUGCUAUCGACGCCCAGGAUCCGGUGAAUGGGGUAGCCAAGCUCACUCGCUACUGUGUUUUGAUGGAUGAACGGCCUUCGGAACUUCAGAGGCAGGUUGCCGAUAUGUUGCUGCCAGUUCUUGCGCGGACAGGUUCUGUUGAGACGAGUACCAUUCCAGGCAGUGUGGGUCGUAAUUUGAAGGAUAGUUGCUGCAUUGUUAUUACGGAGCUCGACUCGCCGACUCUGCUUGACAUGACUGCAGAGGUAUUCACCGCUUUGCAAGGUGUUCUAAGCAUCUGCAAGAGCAUUUUCUGGUUAAGCCGUGGUGGAAAUAAUCUAGUUGCAGCUCCUGACCGCGAGUUGGUGACAGGCCUGGCAAGGGUGGUCAGGACUGAGAGGGGGCCUCCGUUCAGCUUUGUGACCGUAUCCUUUGCCGAAGUGGAGAGUGCAGAGACUAUUGUUGACAAGACGUUGCAGGUUUUGGACAGGAGCCAGGACACUGCGGAGAACUCUUUCAGGGUCUCCAAUGGUGUCGUACACGUGCCGCGUCUCGUUGAGGCAACCUACCUGACUGACCAUGUCGGCACGGAAGCACAGCCUACUUCGGCGCAAGCAGUAACUCGGGAGGUGAAGCUCGGGGACGUUCGGCGCGAGCUUUUGUCUCGAAUUCAGUCUCAUGGUUCGGUACAAGGGGCCGGUACAGUUGAUUUCUGUUUUGCAGAGGACCACUCCGGGGAACGGCCUCUUGCCGAUGACGAGGUUGAGUUCAAAGUCAUGGCCUGCGGUGUCAGCGUCCAUGAUGUCGUAGCAGAUCAUGACGCAGCUGGUGAGGGUUCUUUGUCCGGCAUGGGUAUACAAGCCGCUGGAGUAGUAACCCGGGUCGGGUCGACAGCAGCAUCCAAGUUUUCAGUCGCCGACAGAGUUACGGGAAUAUCCCUAGAUGGAGCGAUCAAGACCCAUGCUCGCACGCCGGCAGGAUUGCUCGCCAAGAUUAGCGAUAAAGUGAUGUGGACUCAGGCGGCGCAGAUACCUAUGGCUUACUUCACUGCGUGCGCCGUAAUUCAGUAUAUGGGCGUCGGCGACAGCGGUGACAUCAUGCUCAUACACAGAGCCGCUGCUAGUGCCGCUGGGCUGGCGGCCGUUCAGGUGGCUCGCAGCAACGGCGCCAAGAUCCUUGCCACUGUCGCCAACGCCCAGGAAAGGAAGGUUCUUCAAGAGGUCGGUGGACUCCUUGUGGAUAAUAUCCUCGAGCUUGACCAUCAAACCAUCCUAAGCACGAUUGUCAAAUCCAAGACUGGCAAUCGCGGAGUCGAUAUGGUUAUCGACUCACUCCUGCAGUCUGACAUGGACCAUGCUACAAACUUGGUCGAUUGCCUGGCCCCCUUUGGGAGAUUUGUGAGCCUGGGCCAGGGGCCGCUGCCGGGCAUUAGCGGUCGUCGCAACAUUUGCCUGGAGAGGUUCAACGGCGCCGAGAUGAUGGCGCUAGAUUAUGUAAAAUCACAGCGCAUCUUCCUCAGGGCGGCGCGGUUCAUCCUCGACCAGCCGCUGGCGGCCAAUGCUCAAGUGCCUGUCUACAAGUUCUCCAAAGCGUCGGAAGCACUGGCGCAGCUGGGGAAGUGCGAGGAUGCCAUUGUCCUCGAACCUCACGAAGAGGACAUAGUCAGGGUGGUGGCGAGCAAGCAGACAAACACAAGUUCCACUUCUACGUUUAACCCUGACGCGUCUUAUAUAGUUGUCGGCGGGCUGGGGGGUCUUGGAAGGUCUGUGUCGCGGUGGAUGGCUUCGAAGGGUGCCAGAAGUUUGAUCCUCAUCUCCAGGAAAGGGGCGGUGACCUUUGAAGCAAAGGAGUUAGUUGCAGAGCUACAGGAUCUCGGAGUCAAAGUCGCCACUCCAGCAUGUGACGCAACUGACAAAGUGGCAUUGAGAAAUGCUCUGGAUGAGUGUUCGGCUAAUACUCCGCCUAUCAUAGGCGUUAUACAAUGCUCAAUGGUUUUAAAGGACAAACGGUUCUUUGAAAUGUCACUGGAUGAAUGGAAUGCUGCCGUCAGACCCAAAAUGGACGCUUCCGUGAACAUCUACGAAGCUCUCGACACAGCGAGCUUGGACUUCUUUAUCAUGCUCUCUUCAACCGUUGGCUUGACAGGAACUGCCGAGCAAGCCAACUAUGCAGCAGGUGGAACCUUCCAGGAUGCGUUUGCACGCAGCCUUACCGCAUCACAGAUAGACAAUAGCGGACCAGCUGUCGUCUCUUUAGACCUGCCCGUGAUUCUCGACGUCGGCUUUGUGGCCGAAAAGCCUGAGCUGAUGAGCCAGCUCAAAGCUGCGGGAUGGGCCUACAUGGAAGAAGAAGAGUUCCACGCAACGCUGGGCUAUCACUGCUUCCAGAAGAAACAUCCAGACCUACCGGCAUCCAUACUCAGAUCCCAAGUCGCCCCACGCCUCUGGCUGGCCCAGGACACAGCCGAUGAGGGCACCGAGCCGCCGACGUGGGUGCGCGAUCCGCUCUUCAGCCACAUGCGUCCCAACACGGCAGAAGCUACAGCCAACGGCGGCGGCGGCGGCGGCAGCGGCGACGCUGGAAACAAGGAGAUGAAGCACGCGGCACUGCUCGCGGCGGCCACAACGGCCGGCGAUGCCGAGGCGGUGGUGCUCGAUGCACUCCUGGCCAAGCUCUCACGCGUGCUGAGCGUCGAGCUCUCGGACCUGGACCCGGCUUGCCCGCUGUCCCGGUACGGCGUGGACUCGCUGGUCGCCGUCAGCCUGCGGGCUUGGAUCGGUAAGGAGCUCGGCGCCGAGCUGUCUGUCUUUGAGAUGACGGACAAGCCGAGCAUACGCGCGCUUGCGGCUGCCGUUGCGGGGAGAAGU
Messenger RNA from Pyricularia grisea, 8277 nucleotides. RefSeq lists its product as uncharacterized. Gene Ontology annotation, biological process: fatty acid biosynthetic process; secondary metabolite biosynthetic process. The record is from RefSeq and is a predicted model, not a curated record. NCBI's taxonomy places the organism in Eukaryota, Fungi, Ascomycota, Sordariomycetes, Magnaporthales, Pyriculariaceae. Gene Ontology annotation, molecular function: fatty acid synthase activity; oxidoreductase activity; 3-oxoacyl-[acyl-carrier-protein] synthase activity. The annotation marks the transcript as partial. The transcript is spliced from 9 exons.